Messenger RNA from Actinia tenebrosa (Australian red waratah sea anemone), 14422 nucleotides. RefSeq lists its product as uncharacterized. Lineage: Eukaryota; Metazoa; Cnidaria; Anthozoa; Actiniaria; Actiniidae. The record is from RefSeq and is a predicted model, not a curated record. Gene Ontology annotation, cellular component: membrane; signaling receptor complex; external side of plasma membrane. Gene Ontology annotation, molecular function: cytokine binding; cytokine receptor activity. Gene Ontology annotation, biological process: cytokine-mediated signaling pathway.
AUUACUUAAACUCAUAUAUUGAAAGCCAACAUCCAUUUAGUAAUCUUUUUAGAUCUAUAGCUGUGCCAGAGUCAAACAUGUGGUAUUGAUGCCUGCUGGGCGCUCUAGUUAUCAGCAUUGUUUUUAUAGAAUUCUCUGGACUCCCCUGAUCAUAUAGCUUCCUCGAUCCUGGAAGUCACUUUUACUUUUGAAGAGGUUUUUGACAGUAUGUGUUGUGUUUUGUUUACAUAUAUUGCUAAUUUGUCAUGAGGAAGAAGCAAAAUACCAGGAAGAACGAGAUGAACUUUUUUAAAACAGCAAUACUGAAAAGGAAAGCAAUACUGAAGAACAGCAAGACAAACAAAAACCCAAAAAGAAUCAAAAUAACAACAACAGAACAGCACAGACACCAACCAAUAAUAAAAUAAAGAAAAAGCAACUAGAACAACUCAGAAAAGAACAAUAACAACAACAAACACUGAAGGAUUUAGAACAAGAGUUAACACGAACAAGGACAAGAACAAGAGAAAAAAAGUCUGAGAAGUGCAGCAACGAGAACAAAGGCUGAAACUAGAAAGACAUACACUGAAUGAAGAAAGUGAUACGUGAGAACACGAACAACAUUAAGACGGCACAAAAAGAGCUGGCAAAGAAACCUGCUGCUGAGCUAAAAUUGCCGCUUGAUGGAUUUACAAUAGGAAGGCGUUACCAUGGGGAUGAGUAUUAUAAAUAUCAUUUCUUGUCCGUGGAAGAGUUUACAGAUGAAUGGCCUGUGUGGAUCUUAUUAAACUACCUUUAUUCCCCCAGGUUAUGAUUUGCAAUUGGUAAUAUAACAUCGACAAAGAAACUACGUUUGUGAAUGAGAGAAAUAUCUUCAGCAAUUCGCUAAUCCAUCAAAAGUGAAUGCGCAGUGAUUUGGUCAUCAUCUAGUUGUGUUGAUCACAUUUUAUCUUAAGUCAUAUACUGACAAUAUUUUUAAUUGCUUCUCAUUGAAAGUCGACCAGAAACUUCUGGAAAAUGAAAGUUAUCAGUAACUCCCUCUCAGUUCAAGUAUAUAUUCUAUCCUUUUUUGUCUUUUUUAUAAUCUUUUGUGGUGCUGAAUCAAUAACGAUAGCCGAGGUAUAAUGGGCGCUCUCGAGACUCGAAGGAAAAGCUGUUGAACUUCAUAGGAGUUGCCAUUAACUUUUUUACAUCUCGUUGGCAGUAAUUUAGUUCUGGCGAAAGUUUUCGGUUGUCAGGUAUCUGUUUACUUGGAAGCAAGCUAGAUAAACCGCAAAGCCAAUUGGCAUCGUCAGCUAAUCAAGAUAUCCUGUACAGGUGUAUUAAGGUUAUUCUGAUCGCUUAAAGAUUCAGCAGAACUUGAAAAUGAACCUAUGUUAAGGCAAGAGAGGCUUGAUAUCAAGAAGAAAAAACAUCGACACGUAUAAUGAAUCAAUCCUUUUUGUUUCUUUUUGCCGGUAUAAUGGAUCAAAAAGGCUACAUUUUGAUAUUGUUUUUUUCUGCGAUAACUUCAGCUGGAUCAAGUCCACUUCAGUGUAAAGGAAACCAGUUUGCUUUGGAUUACAGUGGACGAACAGGUUAUCGUGAAAGGCAAUUGAAGACAGACAAGCCUUUAAGUGCUCUUACGGCGUGCUUUUGGAUGAAAAGAUCAGAAACCGACGAUGCAUAUGUAUUUGUUUACACAACAGCGGUUGAUGAUAAGAAAAAAGUUUACAUGGUUGUGGAUUCAGAAGAAGUAAAAUUUAGGGUUCUUGAUUCAAGUGAAUUGCGUAUAGAGUUCAAAGAAGAAAUUGCAGAGAACACUGUAAUAAGUGUGUGUUUGACCUGGGACAAGGACAAAAGAUGCAACGUGUACAAAAACUCGGUGCUCCAGGAUUUCAAACUGACUCCAUCAAAUACGCCUGAAAUCCCUCCAGGUGGAACAUUUGCACUCGGAGGGAAGAAAGAUAAAAUUUUCAAAGGGUUUCUCAGCCAUUUUAACAUGUGGAGUUACGUCUUGCCUAUGGAGACCAUCGCAUUGAUAAGUCACCGGUGCUGGGCGGAACGUGGAGACGUAAUUUCUUGGGAAGACUUUAAGGAUGGAGGUCCUGUGUCUGGUGUGGUUCAUGCUCUUGAAGACAUUUGUCCAGAGAGAGUUCCUAUUUGGAACCAUCAUAAUCUCUUGGGGCACUGGCCUCUUGAUGGACCGGAUCAAAACAUCAGCCUCAAUUACAGUGCCGCCUACCUAGAAGGAAGGUAUGACCGUACAAGAUCUCUGUUCCUGGACAGUACUAAGGCUCAUGCCGUGAUGCCAUCUUACAACUUAAGUGGAAGUUUUACCAUAGCCUUAUGGUUGAAAUACACUUCAUUUGAAGAUCGUAACGCUACCAUACUUUCUAACUGGAAAACUAGUGGUCACGAGUUUAUUCUGAAAAUCAUUGGAAAUAAAAUUACAUUUCGAAGAGCCCGAGCCUCAAGUGAAGAGGUUUUUAAGGCAGGCGGCUUGGUUGUUCCUGGUAAAUGGUUCCACUUGGCAAUAGUAUGGAAUAAUGAAGUGUCAUCAUCAAGAUAUGAAUUUCAAAUGUUUGUUGAUGGGAAGCAACAAUUAAAGGUUGAUAAUGACAAACAAACCUGGAAUCAGAUCAAUUCCGAAACAUGGGACAUCGGAGGAACGACUUAUGAAUGGAAAUAUGGUUAUUAUCUUGGUUAUAUCAGUGAUUUGAUGGUUUUUAAUAGCACAUUGUCAAGUCAAGAGAUUGGUCAAGCAAUGGGCAUUGGUAUCAAACAAUUCAGUUCUGAUUGGAAACCAAGAUUUCCAGUGGCGGGGAAUCCACUGGUUGGAAUUCAGACGAGACAAGAGGCAUCCCCAGACGGCAAUAACUCUUGUGUGAACGAACGAAUGUUCGUACCAGGCGAUUGUCUCGGAGCUUUGUUAAUAUAUCAGAACCAAAACAAUCCUAUCCAUGUCAACAUCUCAGUUAAUGAUGAACUUAUUCCCGUCAUCUGCGAUCAGUCAACAAAUGGCGGAGGAUGGUUAAUAAUUGGUCGAAAGCUGAACGCCACAUUCAACAUUGAUCGAUCUAACUGGUAUACAAUGGGAUUUGGUCAACUUGAUCAUGAUUUUUGGUUAGGGAGUAAGUUGAUCGCCACUAUUACAAAACAACCUGUACAGCUUUCAAUCGAGAUUCAGGAUGAAUAUGGACAGAUGAGGCAUGCAGCGUAUAGAUAUUUUAAAAUGAAUGUCAAUAAGGGCAAUGAGAAGUCAGGUCGUGUUGCGCAUUACACCGGAAACGCUGGGGACGUUCUCGAGGCAGAAAGUUCCUCGAAUCAGAUACUGAUCGAAAAAAUCAAGAACUUAUUCAGUAAUGCAACCUUCAAGAGAGUAGAAAUGAAGAUUAGACCAAACAUAGAUCUCCCCAGUGAUUACGACCUGUAUUUCCAAUCAUCGCGUCCAGCUGACAACCAAGUCAAAGUGACUAAUCUCACAGAGAUAUCGUCUUUCACGAUCUGUGCAUGGAUACGGGUCCGAGUACCUCAUGUGGGCACCUUAUUUUCCUUGGUGUCGGAUGGUAUAUCUUGUCAUCUGAACUUUUUAAUAGCUGGAAAUACUUACUACCUGGCUGCCUCAUGUGGUGCAAACGAAGCCAAGAAAGUGUUUACCGGCUUUGACGAUCAAUGGCAUCAUGUAUGCGCUUCUUGGAAAGGCUCUACAAAUCUUGUCAUGUUAUAUUUGAAUGGGGUGAGGAUAGCAGAAAAGAUAGAAUCUGAAUCCGGGACACAAGUUAUCCCAAGAGGAGCAAUUCUUAACAUCGGUCAAAAUCAGACCUCUCGCGAUGACAGUUCAAUUCAAGUAGCCCAUAAUUUCAUAGGACAGCUAGGACACUUGGAUAUGUGGGACUUUCAUAUCCAGGAAAGUGAAAUAAUUGCCUAUGCCAGAGGUCCAAGUUCUCAGUCUGGUAAUGUAGUGCCUUGGGCUGUUGUACGAACUCUGGCUUCUGAUGGAAUACGGGUAAUAUAUCCUUCAUCGUGCUUGCUUAAAGAAAGGUAUCACUGGCGGUUUAACAAUGGCAACAACAGUGUUCAAUACGACGAGAACGCCAACAGCACAGCUGUAAUGCAGGGUUCGGUAGUCAAUGCCGAUGAGGAGUCUCUUGUUAUCGAGAGAGGAGGUUAUAUAAUGGCAUCUAAUAUGGUUCCACGAAAUGAUUCAUUGACGAUGUCAUUUUGGAUGAAACAGGAGGUUCUGAUAUCUGACAUUCUUGGGGAAAACGCAGCUUAUCACACUUACCUUAAAGACUGGCUCUCGCCUUUGGUAUCAUAUCAUGCAUCUUGGCUUCGUUGCUACUCAUCAAAGAAAGACGGUUGGCUUCUUUCCACGUUCCAUAAUAACUGUGACUUAAAAGGACCUACGAUAACACUGAUAAGGGUGAAGGACAAUGUCUUCGGUGGGAUAAUCGAUCAGAGUUGGGGAGGCACAUCAGGUUAUCUUGGAAGCACGAAUGCAUUCCUGUUUUCUCUCAAAAACCCGCACAAUAUUCCUGCCCUGAAGUUUCCCAUGGAAACUGAUUUACUAAAUUCACUAAAUAACGCGAGAGUAACAGCUGCUCAAACGAGUCCGUUUCUUGGCCCAAGCUUCGGAUUAAAUGAUCUGGUCAUUUAUGAAGACGCAAACAGUCGUGUCAGCGGUUAUAGUGAUCUUGGCAAUGCUUACAAAGUUCUAAAUAGUACAUCAAGUAAGAUCGGUACCAAUAAUAUCUUUACUGGAACUCGAUGGUUUUAUCCUGAUGAAAUUGAAGUCUUCUAUUAUGAUCUGACUCUCACCACCGUGUCAACCACGAAACAGUUGUCGUCUUCCCUGACCAACACUAAUGGAAUGUGGUGCUCUGGAUCGAGCAACGACAUUGCUGGUAAUGUGACCACGGAAAUGAGCAAUUUAGAUAGCAUUACUCACAUUGGCGUUGAAGGACAACCCGAAAAUCAUGUGACGUCCUUUGGUGUAAAAUACGACACUGCUGCUGAUAAAAGAGAGAAUGAGAGAAUAGAAUUAACAACGGUGUUUGCUUCAAGGAAUCAAGGUCGUCAAACCCUACAUGCGCUGAUGCCACCUAUAAGAGCAAGUAACGUCAGUAUUUACCCGAUCUCUUGGAAAGGCAAAAUAUGUAUGAAGAUUAAAUAUUUUACAUUCAAUAAAGCUUGUGGGGCCCCUCUUGGAAUGGAAAAUGGCACGAUUCCAGAUGAACGAAUUUCUGCUUCAUCAUCUUUUAAAACGUAUAAAUACGACGAAAGCCCCGAGCCAUAUCGAUGGCCAAUGCGUGGAAGAUUGAAUAAUAAUGAAGCUGGAAAAGCUUGGGUCCAAGCUAAUGAUAAAACGAAGGAAGAUUGGUUACAGGUUGACUUGGGCACUCGACGAAAUAUCAGAUGUGUAGCUUUACAAGGACUUAUCAAAAAAAUACAGUAUGUUAAAGAGUACAAAAUCUCGUAUAGUAAUGACGGAUCGCGGUGGGACUUUGCACAAACAGAUUAUAAUACAAAGAUUUUUAAAGGUGUCACAGAUAGUAUGCUUACGCUAACUAGCCCCACUCCGCGAAUGGUAAAAACAAGAUUUCUACGAAUCCACACUACGACAUGUAGAGAAACGAAAACCUGUGCUCUUAGACUAGAAAUUUACGAGAAUAAAACAGACUAUGGUGAGAGCUCUGGCUUACGGUUCUUUCUACGCAGAGGAAGUAACAACGUGAUGUAUGCUUCUCCUGCGAAAUCUUGGAAAAUAGAAAGCCAGCCAAAGAUCGUUAACUGGACACAUGUUGCAAUCACGUGGUCGUCGACCUAUGGCCUUAAAGUGUAUUACAAUGGAUCCCUGUUUAAUUCAGAUGAUACUACACAUAACCUUGUUCAAAUUAAUCAAUUCGGUCCUGUGUCAAUCGCCAUUGGGAUGGUGGAAGAGGAUGGACUGGGUAAUAAACCGAUGAAACUGAGUCAGUUGAAGGUCUGGCAGCAAGAGCUGAAUGAGAGAGAUAUUUUGGCAGACUUUCAGUCAAUAUCCUGUAACUUUGAAAAUGGAAGUUGUUGGGGUAGCACUCAAGAUACGAGAUCGCCAUCAUCAUGGGAGAGAACGUCGUACUGUUUGUCAGAUAAUGAAACAGGUUUAUGUCAGGAUGACUCUCUUACAGGGUACUACUUAAAGUUGAAGGCCUCUCCAGUUUCGUUCGGCCAGUCGUCAAUGUUUACCUCUCCUCUUCUACACAGCACAUACUCGUGUGUUUCUUUUACUUUUCUUUUAUCUGGCAACAAACACGUCGGCCGUCUAAACAUAAACUUGAUUGACAGCCAAGGAAACAAACGGUUGCUAUGGAGACGUGGUGGUAACCAUGGUAAAAUGUGGAUGGAGGCAAACGUGCCCGUUAAACAAGCCAAACCAUUUAAGAUCGAAUUUGAAGGGAUUAAAGGAAGGGAAUACGAUAGCUACAUUGCGAUUGACAAUAUCAAGAUAUCAAUUCAAACAUGUGAAACAUUGACUCCACAAAAUGCAAAUCCUAACAUCUUAGCUAUAAAAUCAUCUAUCCUUGACCACUGUCCUACACGCAUGCAAAGUUUAAAAGAUGUCCUAGUCAAGCAAGGCCUGGAUUCGUCGUCAUUAACGACAUGCUACACAUCACGCGAACAUGGAUGGAGCGCAAAUGCAUUUCACAGCCGUUGUGACUUGAAGGGUCCUACUUUGUUGCUGGCUCGUAGUGAAAAUAACGUUUUUGGAGGCGCUACGGAGCAGAGCUGGGGCCAAUCGUUCCCUGAUUCAGAUGCAUAUAGUCUUCAGUUUACCAGUGGUGUACCGAGUAACCAUGUCCUUUUGAAGGUGCCGCAUGAUAUGACAGCCUUUAGUCUCUCACUGUGGAUGAAGACUCCUUCUCAAACCCAAGUAGCUAUAGCUUCAACUGAAAAUAGUGAAUUUGCCCUCGAGUAUAAUUCAAGUCAUCUUAUCGUUCAGAUAUUUUCGUCCACUACAAUGGUUUCACACAAUCUUAACGAUGACAUUUGGCAUCAUAUAAUAGUGCAAUGGCAAAACAUAAAUGGAAACUGUACAAUCUUUAUCGAAGGCUCUCUUAAGAUUAGUGAAAAGCUAGGCAAUUCUAAAAACAAAACUAUACCAGCAGGAUCAUCUUUUGCACUCGGCAAGGGUUUUCAAUCCGGAAUUGGAUUUACUGGAUUUCUUGACCAUGUGAAUUUAUGGUCAAGUGUGAUCGGUGAGGUAGGAAAACUACUGAGUCGUGGAUGCCUCAGUUACCAUGGUAAUACGUUAGCUUGGCCAGUUUUCAAGGAUGGAAUAAAGGGAAUCGUCACGGUUGUUCCUUCAAGGUGCCAGGCAAAUAAAAGUGCCAGUAAUUACGAGAUGAUAUUUGAGAGAACGUCAAAUAAUGGCUACGUUCGGCUUGAUUCACCUUGGAAGAUCAACCUUGAACAGUUCACAAUAUCUUGGUGGAUGAAGACUGAGAGUAAAGAGAAUCUAUAUUUUUUCUCCCACGUGAAUUCCGCUUGUGCAGUGCAAGUGAAUCAUACAUUGAGCAUCGAUUAUAUUUUAGAUCAAUCCUCACAAAGAUGGCAGUUUUCCUUUAAGUUUACCAAACAGUGUAUGGAAGCCAUUGAAAAAAAAUUUUAUACCACUACACCAAUAAACGAUGGUUAUUGGCAUCAUUUGGCAGCCACUUGGUCUUCACACGAUGAAUUUCUUCGCUUGUACGUUGACGGGAGAUCUGAAGGAUCACAACUAAUGGCUGACUCGGAGAAUGUCCCCCAUUUACCUCCUGGUGGCAAAAUCAUACUUGCACAGAAAUCGAAUACUUUGAACGGGAGCUUGAAUGCUCUUCAAGUAUACGAGGGGAAAUUAUCUGGUUUUAACAUGUGGGACUUCGUGAUGGAUGAUGAAGCUAUCUCAGUACUUUCCUUGACGUGUGGAGCUGAAAGUGGUAAUUUGAUGCAAUGGACAGACUUACGACAUGGUGUAGUUGGUCAAAUCGAUGUCAUUUCACCAUCUUCAUGUCCAAGUGGUCAUUAUCGUCCAGAUAACGGGGCCUUUAUAUUUGCACUCCAUGCAGACGUAUAUUCUUCUACUGUAGCAAGGAUUCGUAGAGAGCAAGCAGAAGUAGCGACAAGGGAUGACUCGUCGCGUGGUCCAGUGUAUGGAGAUGCUCCACAUGAUCUUAUUGUUGGUGUUGAUGGAAAGAUGUAUACAGCGAUUUAUAAUCAAAACGUUUCCUACGAUACACAAAUACUGGCAAAUGGCAGCUUCUCUUUGAACGAAGUGGAGGUGUUUUAUCUCAAAGCAACCAUGUGCUCUUCAACGUGUCCAUACAAACACUCCUGUGAUGAAAUCAAUGGCGGCUGUAUAUGUGACACUGCUGGCACAUCAUUUGGUCUUUGCGAUAUAGAUAAGGAAUAUCAGAGCGCUGUCGACUAUUGGCCCCUUGACGAACCAAAGGCCAUUAAAAACCUAAGGAAAGAGAACUGGGGCACAUCAAAAUGCAACGUAACGUCUUCCAUUGGUGUUAAUGGAGGUGCUUUAAAAUCAAACGGUUUAUUGGAAUCCCAGAUUGAACUAGGAUAUUACGACACCAGCUGUCUAUCAUCUGUGUGUACGAUAUCCAUUGCACUGUGGCUUAAAUAUUGGCCAUCAACCAUUAGUGGGCGAUCCCAAACCUUCCUGGACAUUCAUGGAUUGUUUACUCUGUUUCAACCUGGAAAUUCUUCGACGCAGCUUGGAAUAAAAGCGUUUACAAGUGCAGGCCAUGUUUGUAACUAUGUCUUCAACGCAACGACGCACAUUUGGAGUCAGAUCUUUAUAAUAAAUUCCGCACAAGUGAUUGAUAUAUACAGAAAUGGGUUGUUGGUAACUGAGUUCGUCCAAAAGCAUUGUUGGAAUACUCCUACUCCUGCUCCAGCAGCCAGUGGAUUAAUAACAUUGAAUAAGGGCGGAGCGUUAGCAGAAUAUGAUGAUUUAGUGAUAUGGAAUACUAGCUUAUCUGAAAUGCAGAUUAAAGAUAUUUUCAAGUCGUACACAGAGAAAACUUUGGUCCCUAUCACGUUUAUCGUAAAAUUAACCCAGGAAGUUUGGCACGACGAUCUUUUGAAUGCCGAAAGUGAAUUGUAUCAUGAAGUUUUUAGAAAAAUACAGACCAACAUAACUAAAUUCUACAGUGGACUUAAUGUUUCGACUACUCUGCACAGCGUCUGGGAAGGAAGUGUGAUGAGUAAUUUCACUGUAAGUUAUCAUCCUUGGUCACCCGAUCUUGUGAUGUCUCUACAAAAUAACGUUUCUGCCUUCUCAAGCAUUAGCGACAUGCCUGUGCAAUUAUUUGAAGUAUCAGGAAGCCAAGUUCCAUCCAGACCAGCGAGUGUCCAGGCUGUAGUUUCAAGUACUUCGACAAUCGAUGUGGGCUGGAUGACUCCAGACAUGGAUGACAUCACUCAGUCAAUUUUUCAGGGUUAUUACGUCUACUUACGCCAGAAUGGGGUUGCUCGCCCUAAUCGUACUGUUGUUGUGGCACCAAAGACAACGACUACACUGCGUAACUUGCCAGCACAUACAGAAUUUCAAAUAUGGGUUAGUGGCUUCACCCUCAAAGGAGAAGGCAUGCCUUCCAGUAUUUUGAACCUUACAAUUGCACCCCCCAGAGGACCCCCUCAGAAUUUUACUGCUCGUUCAAACAUGCCAGCCUGCAUCAAAUUAAUGUGGCAACCAUAUCCAUUGAAAGUGGAAAACAAACCUCUACAAGGAUAUAGAAUUUUCUAUUAUGCUACAAAUAGAUCUUAUGUGCUGUUAAAUAAGACGGUGGAUGCUAAACAAAAUGCUCUAGUUAUGUGCGACUUGAUGAUGGCUACCAAUUACACAUUUCGUAUACUUGGUUUCAAUGACCUGGAUGGUCCAUCGUCUGAUCCAAUAAUCGUAAUGACAACCACAGAUGUACCAGUGGGCAAGCCAGUUAUAACAGAUGCCUAUAACACAAGCACAACAAGCAUCGUGGUCAAAUGGGAUAGAAUUCCUUCGAACCUUACUCGAGGCAUCAUCGUUGGAUACGAAGUUCAGAUUUAUCGUAAUGAUAGUCGCGACAAGGCAGUGAGCACAAUGAUGGUUGACUGUGAGAAUGUGACCGUCAAAGGACUAGAAAAGUACACAGCUUACGUCAUUACGGUAGCUGGUACUACAAAAGGAGGAAAAGGACCAUACAGCGAUCCCGUGGUUUGUUUCACUGACGAAGAUGAGCCCGAAGGAUCUCCAAGCAACAUAACGUUGGUGGAAGCCACUGCUAGAAGCCUGAAUAUCAAAUGGCUGCCGAUCCCAAAAACCAAAAGAUUUGGCAUCAUCAUUGGGCAUACUGCAGUGUACUAUUCUUUAGAUGACGGAAAUAAAGUCGUCUUCAAUCAGACAUGCGUAUCAUGUGUUACAACGAUGAACAUCUCCAACCUCAAGCCAUUUAGAAACUAUCGUGUUGAAAUAUUUGGGUUUAAUUCCAAGGGUAAUGGACCAAUCACAAACAUGUCUAUUACGUUUCAAACCAUGCAAGCAGCUCCUUCCAUUGGCCCAAUAAUGAAGUCUGCAGUCAACCAAAGCUCAACGUCAGUGCUUAUCAAAUGGGAUCCUAUUCCUAAACAAUCCGUCAACGGUAUUUUGCAGUCUUACGUGAUAUCAUAUCACAAAGCAGACUCUUUAGCAUUCCUUAAUAAAACAGUUCUCAUUGACCAAGCCACCGUUCCAAAAAGACGACGACGAAGAGCAAUUGAUUAUAAUACUCCACAAGUUUUGUUAGACGGACUGGAUAAAUUUACAACUUACUCCAUUAUGGCAGCGGGGGUUACUGUUGCACAAGGUCCAUUCGGCUUAUCGAUAAAUGUAACCACAGAUCAAGAUGUUCCAGAAGCACCUUCACUUCUUGAAGCAAAAAAUACAAGCUCAACAUCGAUCAUUGUUACCUGGCAAGAACCAUCCAAACCUAACGGUAUAAUCCAAGGCUAUAUAGUAUACUACAGUGAGGCGGAUAACUCCUCUGGAUCUGCUAUUCUUAGGAGUAAAACAGUCCGAGCUAUGACCACCACCUUGACUGGACUUACAAAUUACACGACAUAUUUAAUAAAAGUUGCUGCUUAUACAACAAAAGGAGUAGGAGCUUUCAAUACGACGAGAUGUACAACAGACGAAGCAGUACCCACAGGGCCUCCGCAGUCAGUUUCCGCGUUUGCUGCAAGUACAGUAAGCAUCGAAGUAAGAUGGCAACCAGUUCUAGACGUACAAAGAAGAGGAGUCAUUACUCACUACAUAAUCGAAAUUAAAAACUCGAGUGGCUCACUUGUUGGAGAACACACCAUUCCUGGUGACCAAUACACCACCAUCAUUGGGGGACUAGGAAAACGCAGUAAUUAUACUGUCAGAAUAAAUGCUUAUACUCGUAUUGGACCAGGACCCUUCAGUGAAGAAGUUUUUGCCACGACUGGUGUAGCAGCUCCGAAAGUCCCUCCAGGAAACGUGACAGCCGAACUCAAUGGAACUACUGAAAUCCUUGUCAAGUGGAGCAACCUUGAAUUACAUAUAAAUGGGGCGGUUCGAGGAUACCGUAUCACUUAUACCGAGACAAACCAUCCAUUCUCUACCCUUAAGAACGUUACUGUGGAUAAUACCAAACAAGAUGUACUACUGACUGGACUGUAUUACUACACACAGUACAAAAUCCGAGUCGCUGGGUUUACGAUUCGGGAUGGGAACUUUAGUGACCCUGUAUACGUGACAACUGGAGAAGGAGUUCCAGGCCAACAUCCAAGCAAAAUAGUAGUUUCCAACAGAGGAUCAAGAGAAAUCGGCCUAUUUUGGGAUGAAGUUGACGCUGGCUACCGAAAUGGAAAAGUUAUAAAAUACCGCGUGCUGUACAGGAAGACCGUUCCGGCUGGAGAACCCUACCUUAGUCAAGAAAGUGUAGGAUAUUCAAUGAUACUGCAAAAUCUUGAAAGAUCAACCACUUAUGAAAUGUUGUUGGCAGCAGGAACUUCCGUGGGAUAUGGAAAUAGUUCUAUUCAUUAUUUAAAAACUGAUGAAGAUGUUCCUAGUCAGGCACCUAUUAAUCUGACAGCGCAUAACUGGACAAGCCUUUACAGUUUACCCGUUACUUGGGAACCAGUACCUCAACAAUACAUGCAUGGGGUAUUAACGAAUUACUAUCUGAGCUACUUUUUGGUCAAAGAAGGAGACAAAGAUGUUCUCAAAAAGAAAGUGUUCGAAAAGAUAUUGCCAGCGAGCCAGACCUGGUUCAACAUCACAGAUCUUCUUCCCCUUUCAGUGUAUAAGAUAGAGGUUGCUGCUUCCACUAAAAAAGGAACCGGUCCAAUAAGUAUCACAUUUGGAGAAACUUGUCGAUGCAAGAAGAAAUUUUCCACCAACUGGAAACAGUACCAACCUUAUUCUAAUGUUAGCAAAGAUGGCCGCCCUGGACAUAUCAUUCCUAUAAUGAUUCAAAAUAUGGCUUCUUAUUGUUGUGAGACUUGCAAAGAGCAUGGACAAUCCGAGGUGGACUUUCAUUAUGAUGGCCAUGGACAGAAGGCAGAGAAAACAUCCCUGCAACAGUUGAUCCGAGAAAUUGACGGCGAAACCGACUUCAGCUUUCCAGUUUACGGUUACCACGAUCAAACAACAUUCAAAGGUGGUCUUGGAUAUACUCCAUUGAUCGAAUCACCUGGAGUAGCAUUUAUUGUUGGGAAAGACAGUUACAACUUCAAAGAACAAAUGUUUGAAGGUGUCUUGAGCUGUUGGCCUGUGAUAGCCUUACCGCUGGUCAUGACUUGUAUUGCAGGUUUCAUUGUCUGGUUGCUGGAAUUCACAAAAUCAACAUCUGAUUUUCCAAAGCCUUUUAUUAAAGGAUUCAACGAUGGAAUAUGGUGGUCAUUUGUUUCUAUGACAACAGUGGGAUAUGGUGAUAGGAUACCAAAGUCUUUUGCUGGACGUUCAUUUGCCGUGUGUUGGACACUGACCGGAAUUGUAAUUAUAUCAGUUGCCACAAGUAGCUUGACCACUACUCUAACAGAAAUCACAGUAAAGAGCGAAAAGCGACUGUAUGGAGCAAAAGUUGCUGCUUUACAAGAUGGUCCAGAAUUUCUCCUGGGAAUAAGACGAAAUGCUCUUGUUAAUGAAAAGAACAAGUACUAUACUUUAGAUGCGGUAAUGGAGGCCUUAAAUGCACGUGAGGUACGGGGCAUACUCGUGGAUACAUACGCUGCUGGAUCAAGGCCUGACCUGUUUAAUGAGCCCUCUCUGCGAGUAGCCAAGGUUUUAGAUUACAAAAUGGCUUAUGGACUUGUAACAGCCGGACACGCCAUAAAGUUGCGACGGUGUUUCCUUGACUUCCUUAACGUAAACAAAGCCGACAUCUACUACAGCAUCGUUAAUAAUGUGCGGCAAGUCCAGAAUAAAAAAUAUGACACUUCAAAGACAGUUUCAACUGGGCUUUUCGACCCUAAUGCCGAUUUCUUUAAAAAAUCCGUCAAAUACACAUUGGCAACGUUAAUAUCGUUAGUAGUUGUUGGAAUCUGCUAUGAGUUCAUUAGGAAGUUGAGACUGAGAGCACGAAUUGAUAACGAAGAAAAGCUUAGAGUGAUGAUAAAUAAAAAAGAAGAAAUGAGCAGCAUUGUACGCGACUUGAAACAGACAAUGAGCAAACUCUGCGAAGAGCUCACUGAAAAACACAAAAAAGAAAUAUUCCUUUUAAGGAAAAUGAAAAGGAAAGCUAAAAAAACAUUUGGAAAUCAUGAACAAGAAGUUCCAAUGAAAAGAUUAACUCARAAAGACGUUUCUUUAUAAUCAAGUCAAUAACCCAUGAAGCCUAAGGCCAUGAGGGCGAGAGGUCUAAUUGUUUUAGUCAAAACCAAUUUGUCGGUCAAAUAAAUGGAUACAAAGAAUUUUGGCCGGAAUUAGUUUGAAAACGCGAGCCGCCAUUCUUUUGGUUUUCAAAACCAAUACUUUUCGCUAUGCUUGUUGUCUAGAACACGGUCGUGACACGGUGAAGCAUACGGAAGAUCAAUCACAUUGCUUGAUACUGGCGUUACUCUCCAUCCAAUCAAAUACCCGGAACGCGACAUAGACACAGCGCAGACACAGUCACACCAAGGUCACGGCACUGCCAUACCAAUUACAUUGCGCGAGAAAAAAAAUUAGCGAAUUAAAAUUCUAGAAAACAUCACGGUCCACGGCAAGGCAUCCAUAAAAAUUAGGUCACCCAUAAAAAUUAAAUAAAUCAUAAAAUGAAUAAACCACGGUAGCUCAGCUACCGCAGCGAAGGGUUUAUGAUAAACCAUUUAGACUAAUACACGAUAGACGGAGUAAUAAAAGUAUUUAUUUGUGUGUAUACAGUCCUUUGAAUAAACGUUGUCGUUGAUUGGAACAUCCCUUCGCGCCUAGACCGAAAAGGAUAACGGGUAAAUUACCCAGAACUUGCGU